GGGAAUUGAAGCUUUUUUUUUUUUAUUUCUAUCACUGGUUUUUGAUUUUCUCUCUUUCAUUUUCCUUUUUUUUUUUUCUUCCUCCCUUCACCUCUUUCUUUCUUUUAUUCAUUCUAUUCAUCAUCAUCCUUGUAUUAUAAUAAUAAUAAUAAUAUAGUGAAGAAUCAUGUCCUUUAAACCAAAACCAUUAAAUUUACAAGGCGGCCAAUGUGCUUGGUGUGGCAAGUAUGGUCAUAAAAGACCUACCUGUCCCUUGUUGAAAUAAGAAAAAAAAAAAAAAACUUUCCAUUUAUUCACCCAAUUGAUUCUCCCUCAUUUUCAGGAUUCACUGUAUGGACUUCAAGCUCGACAAGCUCCUAUCUGUUUGUUCCCUAUGUCUCUUUUUCUAUUCUUCCAUCUUCUCAUGUCUUUUUACUGUAUGAUUUUCUUGUUUUUAUAUCUCUUACCUUUCUUAUGAUGCCACUAUUAUUCCUCUUAUAUAUAUCUCAUAAUGAUGAUUCUGAUGAUGAUGAUGAUGAUGUACAUAUUUUAUUUGUUU
This is a messenger RNA of Halteromyces radiatus, 538 nucleotides long. RefSeq lists its product as uncharacterized. The transcript is spliced from 2 exons. The record is from RefSeq and is a predicted model, not a curated record. NCBI's taxonomy places the organism in Eukaryota, Fungi, Mucoromycota, Mucoromycetes, Mucorales, Cunninghamellaceae. The annotation marks the transcript as partial.